AGGGAGCGGCGCGGCGCAGGGUCGCAUGACAUUAAUGCCACCUGACGAUUGGUCGUGACACGGAGGCUCGUCCGGACCGUUUAAAAAUAAAUUAGCACCGCGCGUAGUGUCGCGCGAGUUAAAUUGAAACCGGCCAGUGCACUCGGGGAAUUUACGCCGGGCGUUCGAUUGCUCCGUGUCGAAGUCGUGUUUCUAUCGUCGCCGGUGAUCAUCGGGAGCUCUCGGUUGCUAGUGCGCUGGUUGUGCGUGCCCGCUCGAGGAAUGACGUGCGAUCGGGAGCACGUGUGAGUGAUCGAUGCCUGUUUUACGGCUGUCGUUGGUCGUCGGAUCCAGUCAGAUCAAUUCCCACUGAUAUCUACGCGUGAAUGUGCGCGGCGAAAGGUUGAACCUAACCUAGAAAAACGAGCCGCGCGUAGGCUCUGGUCUAGUUCACGACCACGUUUCAUGGUGCACCAGGUUCGUCGCUCCGGUUCGAGGGUCGCGAGUGGUGGACGCCUUUUGUUUCGUGCCCCCUAAAUCGGCGCGUACCGGAGUAAUUCCUGUGGGAGUGUGUGACAAGAACCGUGACGAUGCUUAUUUAAUAGUGGCCGUGUCAACCCGAGGAGAGUCGUCGGUUACUCUGACGUGUCUCGUGGCACCACGAUGUAAAGCGGGACCAGGGCUACCCGAGGAAUGAUAUAAUUAGUGCGCGCACACGUAAGUUGCGUUUGGAUCUGUAGAUUUAGCCGCGGGCGGCCGCGACGCGCGUUUCUUCGUUGCAUCGCCGUAUCAUCGUUCCUUUUAUUGUCGUUGGUUGCGUCAUUAAUUCACGCGAACGCGAACGCGCGUAUUACGUCGUAACGGGCCCGCGCCUCUCGCCGACUCUCUUUUUAACGAAAAUACGGACUGAAUGAUGUGUCAGUUGCGUAACGUCACUGAUAAGUACGCGAAAAACUCCUGGAUGUUUUACCCGAUUCUGUGUAACCUUUGUUCUGUGUCUACAAAGAGAAAUCUAGUCGCACAUGCGACCAAUGUCGAGUAUACGUGCUCGAGCCAGCAUGCGUUCCGGUUUAUCAAACACAAUUGGAUUCAUCUUUGACCGGUCAAUCGCCAAACAAUAUGUUUAUCUGCAUGCUGUGAGAUACGACAAUGAGACAGCCUUAAGGUGAAAUGUUCCGUAGUCUGCCAGAUAGGGUGGCUGGGCUGUACUAUUCUCACGGCCUGGUCUGCUCUUCGCAUCCUAUUGCUAUUAUUUCAUUGGCAAUCUCCAUAAUGUUAUUAUGUUGCUAUCCUUUGGUCAAUUUGCCGAUGCCUGGCAAUGCGCCAAGGACUGUAAUCAAUCAUACAUUUGUACCUGAAAACAAUACGGAGGCCUCUGUGUUCUAUGUGCAACAAGUGGUAUUAAGAACCGGAGUUAUUCCAUGGACAGAAGAGUUAACUCUGAUGGAUGCAUUCCGGGGCCCACUUUAUGAAGUUUUUAAUCUACUAGAGAUUAUACAAAAUUAUCAGCAUCCAGAAACACUCAAAACACUUGGACAAGUUUGUUUACACAUUGAAGCUGUUAAAAAAAGAAAUGGUAAAAAGCCAGAAGUGUUGCCAGAAUAUAAUUGUCUUGUUCUUUCACCUGCAAAUCUAUGGCAAAGAAGCAUAGAGUUAUACGCACAGGAUACAAAUCUGAUAAAUACGAUAUAUUCGUAUCAGAAUCUACAGAAAGGUAAAGUAAGCUUAGCUGAGAUAAUGUUUGGAAUGAAUCUUAAAGAAACUGGUAUAAAACGGUAUCCAAUUCGUCUUCGACAAAGAAUAUUGCAAUACGCAGUAACUAUUUUCUUAAGGGACUAUGAUCAUGAAUUUAUUGAGGGAUUACACCACAGAUUGAAAAAUUAUUAUCACCUUCAUCAAAUAGAAGGAGAUAACGCAACAUACAUACCCACUGAUGAAACAUUACAUAUUUUAUAUCCUGGAGAAUUCAAUUACAGUGAUUUUUUCCCAUUAAUGAUGACUUUCAACGCCCUAUUCUUUUAUGUUUAUUUUUCUGUGAGGAAAAUAGAAUUGAUAAAGUCAAAGAUUGGGAUAGCAUUUAGCGCAACUGUUACAGUAAUAGGUUCACUGUCCAUGACUGUGGGUGUAUGUUUUUUUUUUGGCUUAACGUUAAGUUUAAGUGGAAAGGAGGUAUUUCCAUAUCUGGUGAUUAUCGUAGGACUAGAAAAUGUAUUGGUAUUAACCAAAAGUGUAGUGAGCACUCCAGCACACUUGGAUGUAAAAAUACGAGUUGCUCAGGCUUUGUCCAAAGAGGGUUGGUCCAUUACUAAGAACCUACUUACAGAAGUGACGAUACUGACAAUUGGUUUGUUCACGUUUGUACCAGCCAUACAAGAGUUUUGUAUAUUCGCCAUUGUCGGGCUGGUCAAUGACUUCUUUCUGCAAAUGGUCUUUUUCUCGACCAUUCUCGCGAUCGACAUUAAACGCACAGAGCUUUCUAGCGAAACCUCUAGAUUCCAUAUGCCACAUAUUCCCACUAUGCGCAAACAACAGUUUACAACGACCAUAACGAAUAGAAAGCCGAACAUUUUCCGAUCGAAGUCACACCCGAGACUAAAUGGCCUGUCUAAUGGUCCAACAAAUGUGAUAGCUCCAAACACGCAGAACACUCACACGUUGGGCAAGAUUCCAAAACGUUUGCGAAUAGUACAUUUCUGGGCGAGGACGAGAAUAUUUCAACGUGCCUUUAUGGUAUGGAUGGUUGUCUGGAUCAGCAUGAUUGUUUAUAAUUCAGGCAUCGUUGAACAUGUCAUACAUUUAAGUGACACAUUGAAAUCAGAAUCUGAGAUUGAUGGAUACACUCUAGACAAGCCUCAGUCACUGAACAACUAUAUCGAAUUAAACACAAUGAAACCAUUAUCAAUGCCCUCGGCCACCAUUGCCCCAGAUCAUUUAAAUAGACAGGAUGAUCUAACUAAUAACGUUACGGAAGAGUUAAACAAAUUGAAACCAGUGGAUUUUCCGCCUUGGAAUCGUUUAUCAUUUUAUCACUGGUCUUCGGUUCUCUCCAUGUACAAUAUUUCUGCGGCCGGUGGACGAAUAACUAUACUACCAACAGUAAAACUAUCUCACGCUGUGAGUCCACAGUUGGUUAAACAAAUUAGCAAUCCCAACGACGUGCAACAUUUCCAAUGGCAGAACCUCGCAACCGCGGCUCUUGACCCAUUAGAUUUCUCAGAUAUGGAGCUACCAAGUAGAUCUGAGAGUAGAGGUUUUAACGCAGAUGCACCAUUCAUUCCAUCAAGCCCCAUGGAGAUCUUCCUGGCCGCAGUACUUUGCCUUAUUAGCGUCGUCGUUGUUGCUUACACUAUGGUCGUACUUUAUAGAUGUAUCUGUUCAAGAAAUUACGCUGAAUGGAGGGCCAGUUGGCAUCAGCCAGAGAAAGCUCAUGAUUCCUCGACACAGCUAGUUCUGGAAGCGUUGCCAUUGGUCCUUGAAGGGCACACGCAAGAAGUUGAGUGCAUUGCUACAGACAGUAACACUAUUGCUAGCACUUGUUUAGCUGGGCACAUACGAGUCUGGGAUGCGACUUCCGGUGAACAACUGGCUCACGUAGAUAGGAAACAGUUUUUCAGUAGUCCAAAAAAGAAUUUGAGUCAAGCAGCAACAGAUGUAGAUGAAUUGAUGUCAGAUUAUGAGAGUGGCUCGCCUCCUUCGAGAGGAGAAAUGGAAGGCACUGACUCCUUUGGACUUUACUCAGCGGUCAACUACAGAAAAUCGUCUCCUGGUUUAUGCAACAUGCAUAGGGGACAUACUAACACUAUCAGUAAGAGACACUCGAUGGGAAACACAUCAGAGUAUGAGUAUCAGGCGAACGAAUACAACCUAGAGAAGAAGAUACAUCUGCGCAGAAGUUUGGACAAUGCUUAUGAUACUCCUGAUCUGAAGUCAGCGAUCAACAUCAAAUUCUCUUCAAUGAAACAUACAACUCCAACGCAACAAAACUACGAACAAGGAUACGAUUUUGGAGAUCAGUACAAAUAUCUUUUCGAAAAACACAAUAAGUCUAUAGACGAACUGCAGAAGUCAGAAAGCGCAGAGCAAUUGUGUAUGCCUAGCAGUAGAUUGAGCACAUCUCACUUAGUGGGUAGUGCGUCUUCAUUAAGCACAGAUAAAACUGUACAAUAUUCACAAGUGUCCCCUAUUUGGUGUAUGGAUUACCAAGAAAACUUGAUAGUAGUGGGUUGCGCUAACGGAAGUUUAGAAUUUUGGGAAGGUACCACGGGUAGGUUUAAAUGUCUGUUCGAUGACGGAUCCGGGUUUGGUAUAUCCGCAGUCAAAUUCGUCGGUAGCCGAGUUGUAGCUGCCAAAUUGAAUGGCUCCGUUGACUUUUUGCAACUGGAGAGUUAUAGCGAGGGCCAACAAAUUGAUUGGGGUUUCACUUCGUACAGAAGAACUCACGUUAGGACGGGAAGUGCUGGCUCACCUAUGGAUAUAAAUAACAUCAUGCAAUCCGAAGAAGACCUUCGUUGCAUAAAAAUUAGUUCUCAUAGAGUGCAUCAACAAGCAAUAACUGUGCUUGACAGCGAGGGUGGCCGCGUUUUGACCGGUAGUCAAGAUCACACUCUCAAAGUGUAUAGGUUAGAGGAUCAGUUGCCAUUAUACACACUUCAUGGACAUUGUGGGCCCAUAUCCUGUCUUUUUAUCGACAGGAUGAGUCCAAUGACAUCCGGUAGCGGAUCUCAAGAUGGACUACUAUGCGUUUGGGAUCUUCUGACUGGAACAUGCAUGUACAGUAUACAGGCCCAUGAUGGUGCCGUGGCAGCUAUUACAUGCUCUGUGUCCUAUGUGAUAAGCAUUGGAACUGAUGAAAGGCUGUGUGUCUGGGAAAGGUUUCAGGGACACUUACUACACACUCUUCCAGCACACAGAUCAGCGUAUAGUUUACAGUUAGUCAUGUUAACGCAUCAUCUACUCAUCACUAGUAAUCAGGGGUCGCUAGUAGUGUGGGACGUAAGGACAGGAGAACCUGUGCGUGAAGUGAGGCUGGGUCACAAAGAUAGUUGUAUUUUCGUGAAACAAAUGUUAGCGUUAAGGGACAGCGUGGUCUGUGACUUCGGGCGACAGUUACGGAUAAUUAGAUUCCCAUUGGUCUCUGACAAGCUAGACUAAGAUCUGUAUAUGCACUUUGUACAUAGCUGUUUUUUUUCUUUUUUGUUCUCGUUUUUUCUUCCUUAUUUAAUACUUGAGGGAAGUGUUCCGCACUUCGCCUGGGGACAGAAAUUUUUACACGACGUACACAAUUUUAUAUUUGAAGCGGUUGUACACAAUUUUAAUAAGAAUAUUUUACACGAACGACUAUGUCAUGAUUACACCUUAAUAUUUAUACUCCGUUGAGACAGUGAGCAUAUGCGAGAGUAGACUACGCUUGUCCUUGGCAAUGGGAAUACAUAGUUUUUAAUCAGUUCACGAGACAAAUUGUUUAUGCGAGUACGGAUGCUGGAACGCACUGUAAAAAUGGAGAAUAUAAUGUUGAGGACAGUGAUAGAGGAUACCAGAAACGAUAUUUUUCAUUAAUCCGAGUCAUCUUGGUGGUGCCUCUGUUCACUGUCUUGGAUGUAUGGCUGUGUUACAUUCGGAAAUAUCCGAUUAUCAUUUCGCGGCGCGAUUCAGGAAUAUUAAUUUCCUACGUAAAGGAUUUAAAGGACAACUCGGUAUGCUUCGGUCAAUUUUAUGAUAGAUAGAAGUUGCAUUUGUUGAGCCGGUGCUGUCCUAUAAGACACGGAGGUGCUGGAUUUUCACUUCUGUGUUGUAAAGCCAAGUACAGUAGCGAUGUUAAUUAACUUUGACUUGUACGAGGAAGGCUAGUAGUUAGAAUUUCAAUGAGCAAUGUAUGUGCCUGGUGUAUCAGUUUGUGACGAUGCAUGUUAACGAACGUUUUACAUUUAUUGUAUAGUAAAAAUGUCUCUGUACACGCGUCAUCUCGUUACACGUGUAACGGUCUAAGAGUGCCUUUAUACCAAUCCCUAUUUAGUGGAACUAAACAGGGAAGUGUCGCAGUAAAGGACUACGAACAUACACAUUGAAGGAAGGGAUCUCAGUCUUCUAACACGUAGGAAGUUCUACGUAAUUUAGAAGGAGACUCAAAUUAACAGUACGCUAAAUGUUCUAUCGUUUAGAACGUUGAUCUUCAGCCACGGAUGAACCAGACAAUCCAAGUUCAUCCCCGUAAGACUUGUAUGUACUGUUAAGUUUAACACUUGCAUUCGAAACUUCACCGUUUGUCACCUCCCGUACUAAACGCUUAGUCUUGUUUAGCUUUAGCAGCGGUCUAUUUUUGUAAGGAGAAUCGUUGCUCCUCGCUGAGCAAACUUUGGGUCCUAUUUUAUAUGUGUAAUUGUAGUAAGACUUACGAGUGUGUAUAAAAUACAUUUUCGUUUCACAACACAUCGAGGGAUGAGUGGGAUAUGCAGUGUUUUGAUUGUGUCCACGCGAGAAGCUAUGUAGAAUCAUAUUGUUGAAGAGUGUCUAAUGUCACGCAGAGGAGUCUCCUAAUAAUUAGCUGGAUUUGAAUCAAAAUGGGUAUUCGAAUGAAAAUUUGAAUUGACUAGAUACUGUCGUAUUUGAAGUUCAGUGUACGACUUCAUUACACCCAAACUUUCUACGCUUCCAAUAAUGUGAUAUAAAUAGUAGAACAGCUUCCAACGAAACAAUGCAAUUUCUGACGAUUCAUUAAGGGAAAGGAGACUAGAAUUGCCAUCACCAUUUUUAGCUUCUCAACAAGGGUCCAAGGGGGUGCGAAGAAAUAUGUCCUGUUAAUCUUAGGGCACUCCUCUUGCGAUAGAAAUUUAAUAUGAGUGUUGCGAAAUGAAUGUUACAACAUAGUGAUCUAUAUGCCUUUAGACUGAAUUGUAAGACGAUUUGUAUCGACAAGUCUCUUUUAUUUUCUGAUACCCUGUUCGAGGUAACUAGUGCUCGCGAUCACGAUCACGAUCAUAAUCUAUUAAUACAUAUGUAUAUAAUAUACAUAUAUAUUAUAUAUAUUAAGUAUAAUAUAUAUCAUAUAUUAUUGUAUAUACAUAUAUACAUAUACAUAUAUUUUUCUUAACCAAAGUUGCAAAUCACAUCGGGUCGUGACACGCUUGUGUGAGUAGAAGUUAACUGACGAAAGAAAGUAUCUCAAAAAAAAGGAAAAUUAGAGAAAGAAAAUGUAAAAAAAAGUAAGUGCUUCUAACGGCGCAGCUGGUUGGCUAAUUUAGGAGUCCGUGUGAUUUUUAUAUUUAUUUAAUUAAUUUACCAAGUGCAAAUCUGUCGUACACCAGAUAUAUCAUCCUUAAUAAAUUCUCACAUUUACUAAAU
Molecule: messenger RNA, 7317 nt
Organism: Megalopta genalis
Lineage: Eukaryota; Metazoa; Arthropoda; Insecta; Hymenoptera; Halictidae
Source: RefSeq, a predicted model, not a curated record